Solanum tuberosum (potato) is the source of this 702-nucleotide messenger RNA. RefSeq names its product NAC domain-containing protein 2-like. Gene Ontology annotation, biological process: system development; regulation of DNA-templated transcription. NCBI's taxonomy places the organism in Eukaryota, Viridiplantae, Streptophyta, Magnoliopsida, Solanales, Solanaceae. The record is from RefSeq and is a predicted model, not a curated record. Gene Ontology annotation, molecular function: DNA binding. The transcript has a single exon. The coding region runs from base 1 to 702 and encodes 233 amino acids.
AUGAGCAUCACCCAUGAUUCUCCAGUGUCAGAAUUAGGAGUCAGGUUUCGGCCCACUGAUGACCAACUUAUUCGCUAUCUAAUAAAAUUUGUUGCUUCUAACAAUUAUGUUUGCAACGAUAUUCCAUUUGGAGAUCUUUAUGGGAGUAAGAAGCCAUGGGUGUUAUUGGAAGGCUCAUCAGAUACUAAAUAUUUCUUUACUCAAUUAAAGAAGUUAAAAUCGGACCAUACAAGGUUUAUUCGGACUUUGGUUGGAGGAGGAAGUUGGAAAGGGAAGGCUAAAGGAAAACCGGUAGGGGCAAAGAAAGUUGGGAUCAAAAGAAGUUAUAACUAUGAAGAAAAUAAAAAGGAUGGUGAGGAUGAAGUUAAUGAUGUUUCUUGGAUUAUGAAAGAGUAUAGUCUUGACGACAAGGUAAUAAAGUUGUUAAGAAAUAGAGGUAUAAUGAAGCAUGAGGAUGUUGUUUUGUGCUACAUUAGGUGUAAAGUUAAAGAAUCAGGAAAUCAUAUGCCUACAACAACUGCCAAUGAAAAUGACGAUGAUACACAACCCCAGGGGCCUAUCUGCACUGGUGAAUUAGUAAAUCAUAUGCCUACAACAACUUCCCGUAGAAACGAUGAUGAUGAUGAUAUACAACCCCAGGGGCCUAAUGAAUAUGCAUAUGGUGAUCAACUUCCUCAACAUAUGGAUUAUGAAAGAGUAUAG